Messenger RNA from Penicillium antarcticum, 507 nucleotides. RefSeq lists its product as uncharacterized. Gene Ontology annotation, molecular function: peptidyl-prolyl cis-trans isomerase activity. The transcript is spliced from 4 exons. Gene Ontology annotation, biological process: protein peptidyl-prolyl isomerization; protein folding. The record is from RefSeq and is a predicted model, not a curated record. Bases 1 to 507 code for a protein of 168 amino acids. Lineage: Eukaryota; Fungi; Ascomycota; Eurotiomycetes; Eurotiales; Aspergillaceae.
AUGUCGAACGUUUACUUUGAUGUUGACUAUACGACCCCCAGCGGGCAGAAUGAAUCAUGGGGUCGCAUCGAGUUCAAGCUCUACGACGACGUCGUCCCAAAGACUGCUGGUAACUUCCGCGCCCUAUGCACUGGCGAGAAGGGCUUUGGAUAUGAGGGCUCUGCAUUCCACCGUGUGAUUGCGGGGUUCAUGGCUCAGGGUGGUGACUUUACCCGCGGAAACGGAACCGGCGGCAAGUCCAUCUAUGGGGAGAAAUUCGAAGACGAGAACUUCAACAUCAAGCAUACCAAGCCUGGUCUGCUGUCCAUGGCUAACGCUGGACCGAACACGAAUGGGUCUCAGUUCUUCAUCACUUUCGUGACAACUCCCCAUCUAGAUGGCAAGCAUGUUGUCUUUGGAGAGGUCGUCUCGGGACAGGACAUCAUCUCGAAGAUGGAGAGUAAGAGCUUGGAUCGAAGUGGGAAAACUGAUGGGACUAUCAAGAUUGCUGCCUCGGGUGCUCUUUGA